UGCGGACGCUGGUCGUUUCGUAUUUACCCGCCACCCUUCUUGGCCAUCUGUCAUGCGGCUGAGGGAACUGGGUGUCGUAUGAUUACUCUUCCCCUCUAACCACACCAAUGUCACAUAUAUGGCACCGCUAGAAUUGCGCUUUGAAUUUUGAUAGCUUGUCCCAAGGGUCUUUUUCAGUGGUAGAGCUCGAUGGAAUCGAAGCUGUACUCUCGGUGCCACCCUCCUAAUUUCUGUCCGAAUUUUGGCUUUUCCGCUGUCAAUCUUACAGUCAAUCUUACUGCAAAUAUUAAACUCCCUCUAACUUCCAAGAACGGACUUCACCGGGGUUCUCUGAAGCUUGGCUUUCGAUCUAGUUUGCGCUUUGUUCCUUACAAGUCGGUAUUGGUUCAGGAUUCGACUGGGUCUUCGACGAAUGAAAAAGGAGAUGAGGAAGAAGCUUUGGGUUCUGUGGGACCUACUUACGUGCCCACACCUCCUAAUCGAGCGCUUCGGACUCCUCAUAGCGGUUAUCAUUUUGAUGGGACUACUCGGAAAUUCUUUGAAGGAUGGUACUUCAAGGUGUCGAUUCCGGAACGAAGGCAGUCCUUUUGCUUCAUGUAUUCUGUGGAAAAUCCUGCAUUUACUAAGAAAUUGACGCCGCUGGAAGCGGCCCAAUAUGGACCGAGAUUUACGGGAGUUGGGGCUCAAAUUCUCGGAGCUAACGACAAGUACAUUUGCCAAUACUCUGAAGAAUCACAGAACUUCUGGGGAAACAGGCAUGAGCUUAUGCUGGGGAACACUUUCACGGAGAAACAAAACUUAACACCUCCGAACUCGGAGGUUCCGCCUCAGGAAUUUACAAAAAGGGUGUCAGAAGGUUUUCAAGUUACUCCGCUCUGGCAUCAAGGUUUCAUCUGUGAUGAUGGAAGGUCAGAUUAUGUGGAAACAGUGAAAACUGCUCGUUGGGAGUAUAGCACACGCCCAGUUUAUGGUUGGGGUGAUGUGGGAUCUACACAGAAGUCUACUGCUGGCUGGCUUGCAGCUUUUCCUGUUUUUGAACCACAUUGGCAAAUAUGCAUGGCUGGUGGACUUUCUUCGGGAUGGAUAGAAUGGGACGGUGAAAUGAUUGAGUUUGAUAAUGCCCCAUCUUAUUCAGAAAAGAACUGGGGCGGAGGAUUCCCUAGAAAAUGGUUUUGGGUGCAAUGUAAUGUUUUUGAGGGUGCUAGUGGAGAAAUUGCCCUCACUGCGGCUGGUGGGUUGAGGCAAAUUCCUGCACUUACAGAGAAUUUUGAAAAUGCUGCAUUGAUUGGAGUUCACUAUGGGGGGAUUUUUUAUGAAUUUGUCCCAUGGAAUGGUGUUGUUAAUUGGGAAAUUGCUCCUUGGGGUUAUUGGUUUAUGUCAGCCGACAAUGGGAGGCAUGUGGUUGAAUUAGAGGCAACAACAGAGGAUCCAGGUACUGUAUUGCGUGCUCCAACAGCAGAAUCUGGUUUUUCCCAAGCGUGUAAAGAUACUUGUUUUGGUAUGCUAAAGCUACAAAUGUGGGAAAGAAGAUAUGAUGGCAGCAAGGGAAAGACAAAGGAUUGCCUUGAUACAAAUACAAAUUUUUGCCUGGCUGGCGAUCUCACUUCUCAGAAACUUGGGUCUAGAAUAUGGCGAUGCUCCAUUGGUCUGCCCAUGUGAACAUGUGAACAAAGGAAUCGGAGACUGGAUGGUUAUUUUAACUGAAAUUUUCUGAAUCGUUCCCUCUUGUAGUGCACGGGCACUUGUAUGUUCUCACUUGCCAAUGUGCCUGCCUCUCUGCUGGCUAGAACUUCAACUAAGGUUACUUUGAUAUUAGGCCCUCGUGUUUCUUGCAUCUCUACAAUUUCUGACAGAUUUCAAGGUUUAUGGAAUGUUAUGUGUUAAGAGAUCUAAUACAAAGAUACAGAGAACAAUUCUCAUGCAAGAUAACAUUACGCAAGUAAAUUGAGCUUCAAAGUCCAGUGUUUCACAUGAACAUAUUGUAUACAGCGUUCAAAUACAAAUAUUUCGAGUUAA
Messenger RNA from Prosopis cineraria, 2016 nucleotides. Its product is annotated as tocopherol cyclase, chloroplastic-like. NCBI's taxonomy places the organism in Eukaryota, Viridiplantae, Streptophyta, Magnoliopsida, Fabales, Fabaceae. The record is from RefSeq and is a predicted model, not a curated record. Gene Ontology annotation, molecular function: tocopherol cyclase activity. Bases 190 to 1659 code for a protein of 489 amino acids. The transcript has 10 exons.